This is a messenger RNA of Ornithodoros turicata, 3064 nucleotides long. RefSeq names its product endoplasmic reticulum aminopeptidase 1-like. Gene Ontology annotation, biological process: proteolysis; peptide catabolic process. The coding region runs from base 85 to 2970 and encodes 961 amino acids. The record is from RefSeq and is a predicted model, not a curated record. Gene Ontology annotation, cellular component: cytoplasm. NCBI's taxonomy places the organism in Eukaryota, Metazoa, Arthropoda, Arachnida, Ixodida, Argasidae. The transcript has 22 exons. Gene Ontology annotation, molecular function: zinc ion binding; metalloaminopeptidase activity; peptide binding.
UCAGUAGCACGCGCGGAAAAGACUGCGUCUCAACCAUCCCAACAGUACGGUUAAUAAUCGAGGAUUGGAUCCCAUUUCAUCCAGAUGACGAUGGAGACUGCUUACAGCAAUUUUUCAGAAGAGGACGACGACGUCAGGCGAUACAAUGCAGAAAUGACUGAGCAGGAAGGAAGUUACGAGCCACCUGCAGUCUGGUGUAUUUCUGCUGUCCUGCUCGUGUCGAUUGCGGUCGGGAUAGCCAUCGUGCUCGUCGUAAUGUAUCAGGAGAGGAACACAGCAACAGAGAUCAUCACCCCUGAUUCCCGUCAAAGCGGUCAAAAUAAGAAGUCCCGCACUAGGUACACUCCUGAAGGAAACUUGGACUGGACCCCCACAUCUCCAGUGGCGAACGGAACAGCGCGUCCAUACCGCCUGCCAAGGGAAGUCCAGCCCAUCGGAUACAAUCUAACGAUCUGCAUCGAUAAAGAUGUGAAUGCAACCAAGUUCACUGGCAAAGUGGACAUCCUGAUCGCUUGCACGACACCAACGUCCACCAUCUCUCUUCACACCCACGAGGACAUGCAACUAAAUGCGAGCUUCAGCGACAACAUCAUUGUCCUCGGCUACAAGAGGACGAAAGACGUCGUCGCAGUCACAUUGAACAAGAGACUGCGACGUGGAAAGCGCUACAGUCUGAGCCUACAAUUCGAGAAUACAUUCUUACCAGGUGGGGAGUUUGGUUUUUUCACCGAUCAUCAGCUGCCUGACAAGCGCAUCACUUACGCGACAAUAUUUGAACCUAUUGGAGCGCGGCACGCUUUUCCGUGCUUCGACGAGCCUGACUUGAAAGCCACCUUCGACAUAAGCCUGCUGCAUUCACAGAGCCUACGCGCCAGCAGCAACAUGCCCAUCAUUCGUUCCACACCAGUUGGCGCAGACAUGACCCUGGACACCUUCGAAAAAACGCCCGUGAUGUCUACCUACCUUGCAGCGUGGGUAGUUUCAGACUUCAAGGCAAAGACAAGAGGCAGGGUGACCGUGUGGGGCAGCAGAGACGUGGGCGAUGAAGAGAUGGAAAGGACCCUGAAUUAUACGAUCCAAUCUCUAGAGUACUGCGAGGACUUCUUCGGAAUCAAGUACGACCUCCCAAAGUUAGAUAUCGUCGGCAUCAGCGCCCUCAGUGUGUCAGGAAUGGAAAAUUGGGGGUUGAUAAUAGCAGAGGGACAUUCGCUCUUUGGGCUUGAGUACUUUUCGUGGCCGGCGGUGGUAACUAUCCUGCACGAGGUUAUUCACCAGUGGUUGGGGAACCGCAUAACGAACACCUGGUGGAACGACAUAUGGGUACAAGAGGCCCCAACGUACUACCUCGAAACGCGUACGCACAUUUUGGACCCGGAUCAUUACAGCGGAGCAUCUUUAUUGGGAAACAGUUUUGGAUUCAGUGACUUUAAAUAUUCUCGGCCCUUGCUCUUCCCAGAAACUAGCCCGUUCAUUAACAAAGUAAAUGAUGACCUCAACAAUGCUGUAGCCUUCAGUGGCCAUCCGAGGGCUCACUUCUUGAUCCGCAUGAUCCACUUUUUGCUGGGCGAUGCAGAGUUCAGAGCCGCUCUAUCGGCUGUCGUGAGGAAGUACGAUAAGAGCAACCUGAACGGCUAUGAAUUUUUGCGGACUAUGACCGAGGGUCAAACGAGUGAACCGAAAGUGGACAUAUACGGUCACAUGUUGUCCUGGUUCGAGAGUGACGGGAUCCCAGAGCUCUAUUUCUACAGGAACUACAACAAUCAGACGGUGACCGCCACACAAGGACCCCCUGGCAAGCCAUCAAGUCAUCUGUACCACAUCCCUAUCGUCUACCCUGACAGCAGGCGACCCGAUAUGGUCUAUCCCAUCAGGUAUAACGACAUCUACUGGAUGACACACGUCCAGGAAUCUUUCAGCCACCAACGUGACAACCAAAGUGCCCUAUUUAUAAAUCCUGGCAUGAUUGGCUACUUUGUUAUAAACUACGACGAAUACAACUGGGCGCUCAUCGGACAAUUUCUCACCAAGAACCCAAACAUGAUGGAUCCGGGAUUGAUUAGGCAACUGCUCGCCAGUAGUUUUCACUUUUACAGGGCAGGCCAGACAACCAUAGCCAGCCAUCUCUGGAUCUGGAACUGCCUGAAGAACGUGGCUGAUAUGAUGUACUGGUUGCCGUCCAUGCCAUAUAUACGUGCUGUGGACGGCUACCUGGCUGGACUGGACAGUGACGGCAGCUACGGCGAUCGACUUAUAGAGAUCAUGUACCAGUUAAUCCAGACGAUAUCGUUUAGUACGUCAGGGAAUUCCCCCAUUGUGGACCGGCAACUGACUGUCAGCACUGUAAAAGAUCUGCUGUGCGUCCUAGAUCGCCCAGAAUGCGUCCAACCUGUCCUGGGAUUUUGGAAUAAUGAAGAGCCUCUACUGAACGAUUACACUGCCUUCCGAAAGUCUUUAGGUCCCCUCCGGGGCUUGGAUGAAGUAGCUUUGUGUGUCAUUGUGAGACACACGAAUUUCACAACUUGGACGAGGAUUAAGUCAUGGGUUAAUACAACUGCUCCAACAGGCCAGGAGCCGUGGCAGGUCUUUGGCCUCAUGUGCUCAAAUGACGACGAUACACUGAAGAGAAGCCUGGAUUUUGUCAUGGCAAACGUACCUGGGUGGCCACCCGCUCAGGCUGUCCCCAGGUGGCCAAUGAAGUUCCGUAGAGCCCUUCUUGAUUAUUUCUUGAACCUGGACUUCGCUAAGGGGGUUGCAGCAGCAGGGUUUGGUAACCGUACAGUGCACCUCGUCCAGGACUUCGUUGAAAAUGAUAAUGACCUUAACAAGUUGAAGCAACAGCUGCAGGUGCUUUAUCCUUCGGGCGACGAAGCUUCUGCCCAUAUUGAAGCUGCGACUGCAAAGCUGCGGAAAAAACAGCGGGAUCUCCCACACAUUAAGCGGUGGUUAAUGCGCCAGCUGCCACUACUGUAGUGAAUAUAUUAUGCACGAAAGGUCACGCGAAGGUCACGAGACAGUUCAGGUUGUUCAACAUGUAUAAUAUAUCUAUGAACGUAUAUACCAAUGA